AUCGGAAAGCCCGUUCCCGAACACCUCACCUGUCGCGAGAAACCCAGUCUUCCUUUACCAUCUCAGUUUCCGGUAACAUUACCCACGCCCGUCGCACUGCAGACCGCAAAGGAGGGAGACGAACAAGAAUGGCGACCUACGCAACCUACUGGCAUCCCGCUGCCUCCACCAUGGUACACGGAGGCUCGACCACGUAUACAGCCGCUGCACCUACGCAUCCCGUGUUCCAACUUCAACUAUACGCCACAGCAUCGGCAGUACCUGCAGCAGCAUCAGAAGACGCCGACAGCGCUAUGCCUGAUGUCGAACGCGAGUCCGUACCCACGGGCUUGAGCGUCGCGCCGCCGCCAAACGAGCAGGACGAGUCGCUGUUCUUCCGCCUGCCAGCGGAGUUGAGGAACCAGGUUUAUGUCGAGCUGUUAUGUCCCGAUGCUGUCAAGCUCAAGGACCUAGCUCGACGUAAUCGCGAUAAGAACCUCGGUGUGCGCCACUCCAAUCUCCACCCUGCCAUCCUAUCUACAUGCCGGAAGAUCCACCAAGAGGCGCAAAGACUGCUCUACACACACGUCUUCCACGCCCAUCCGUCGCUGCUCACCAGCCUGCCGCACCUCACCAGCAAACCGGUCCUGUACCCCAGCGUAACAAGCCUCAUAUCUCGCUGGCACAUCUCCCUCCGCCUUGACACGGAUCCGCGCUUCACUUUCUCGCAGGCAACAGCCGCCUUCUCCAGCGCAGAGUACCUCGAGAUCCACGUCUGGCAGGCGCAGUUCGAAGCAUGCGAUUACUCCAUGUUGAAGCUCUUCACAGGCGUUCGCGGGGUGAAGGUCGCGAGGGUGGCCGGCAGUGUGGACUUCGAGUUGGCGCGGUGGUUGGAGCACAAUAUGAUGCAGCCAAAGGAGGAGGAGGAUGUGGAGAUGCAGGGAGACAUCUGUCGGUGCGAUGAUGAUGCCUGUCCGGGGUUUGAAGGCAAGACGGAGGUCGUGUGCGGGCGGUGUUACAGGAAGGGGCGCGUGGAGUGGAUAGAGAAGGAGUGGGAUUUGUGGCGGUUUGGGGCCCGGUAGACCUAGAAUUAGAGUCUGAAUCUGACGACUGCGAUAGACUAGAGAGUAGAUUUGGGUAUCUUUUAGACGGAUCGGUGUUUGGUGUUGGAUGGCUUUGUUUCUUCUCCCAUGCCGCGGACGGCCGCGCGGUGCGGCUUUGUGGGACACAGAAGAGCUAUAGCAUAGACGCGCGAAUAUCAGUACCUAAUUGUCGAAUAAUAACCUCGG
Messenger RNA from Trematosphaeria pertusa, 1268 nucleotides. RefSeq lists its product as uncharacterized. Bases 129 to 1061 code for a protein of 310 amino acids. The transcript has a single exon. The record is from RefSeq and is a predicted model, not a curated record. Lineage: Eukaryota; Fungi; Ascomycota; Dothideomycetes; Pleosporales; Trematosphaeriaceae.